Molecule: messenger RNA, 546 nt
Organism: Strongylus vulgaris
Lineage: Eukaryota; Metazoa; Nematoda; Chromadorea; Rhabditida; Strongylidae
Source: the annotation of a GenBank genome assembly
AUGCGGAUAUUUUUAAUAGUUAUUACAGUAUUCAUCACUGCUUGUAGAGCUGUUAGCAUAUUUUGUUUGAUUCACACUGCAACACCUAGCCAUGAUACUAGAGCACAAACUAUCCUAGAAACAUGGGCCAAGCGCUGUGAUGACUUCAUUUUCUUUACCGACUCUCCUAUGUCGCCGGAUAUCCCACAUAUUUAUUGGAAAGAAUUGCAUAGUAGGGAUCACUCUUGGGAAAAGAUCCGACGGAUUUUCAAUCACGUCGUAGAAGAUAUGGAAGAUGAGUACGAUUGGUACCUAAGAGCAGAUGAUGAUGCUUAUGUUAUUAUUGAGAAUCUUCGACAUUUCUUGUCUAAUUAUUCCAGCAAAGAAGCGCAUUAUUUUGGCUACCGAUGGAAUUUCUUUGUGUCUCAUGGUUAUGCUGAUGGUGGAGUUUACGUACUUUCACGAACAGCUGUUGAAAUUUUCAACCGGGUUAUGGAAAAUCCGAAACUGUGUCCAGAAUUGCAUCGAGCAGAAGAAGAUCAAGAGGUGGGGGCUUACGAAUUUUAG